Gadus chalcogrammus (walleye pollock) is the source of this 3442-nucleotide messenger RNA. RefSeq names its product BMP/retinoic acid-inducible neural-specific protein 3-like. The transcript has 8 exons. The coding region runs from base 587 to 2944 and encodes 785 amino acids. The record is from RefSeq and is a predicted model, not a curated record. Lineage: Eukaryota; Metazoa; Chordata; Actinopteri; Gadiformes; Gadidae. Gene Ontology annotation, biological process: positive regulation of neuron differentiation; negative regulation of mitotic cell cycle.
CGCACACGGUGCAGGGAGGCAGGACGCAGCAUCAGCACAGCAUCUUUUCCGCGCGCCGCGCGCCACGUCGCCUACAAAGGACGAAACACAUGAGUUCAAGAAAAAGUCACUGUUACGCUUCGUUUCUCCUGCCCGUGGUACUUCUACUUCACCCGCGCCAGGACUCCCUCUUGUGAACUUGGUCCUGGAAUUUCGCCGAUCGCAUGCAGGUGCCCCCUUAUCUAAACGCCGUGAAGCAUGCCCGUUACAUGCUGAUGGAUUGUACUGCGCACCUUCAAGGGUCCCCUGGAAAUAUGCCGAGGUGAAAAGAAAAACGAAAGAGAUAUAUAUCGCCACUUGGGAUGACAGCUUGUAUUUCACUUUCAAGUCAGGUUACGCGCGGGUGUGCGUCUUUUUUCCGCUAAAAGUCAGUUUUCUUGCGAUGUCCGUCUUUCUAUGCGCCGCGGCAACCAACACAACUUCACCGUCCGACCAGGGGAUUUUGCAAAAAGAAAUUCUUACCAAUCGGAGACGAAACAGCGUGCAGAAACAGGUCCAGUCCAGAGUGCAGGGAGAAUGAAGAGCCGUGGGGGCGGGGGGAAGCAGCAUGCGCGGCCCGCGGAUCUCCGUUAGACUGUCGGGUCUCAUGUCUCCAUGGAGGUGGUUCACAUGCAAAGGUCUGCUCCGGAGCUGGGUGGUGCUGGUGGUGCUGCUGCUUGAGCUGGGGGCGCCGGUGGUGGUGGCCGCGGCGGCUGAAUCCGCCGCCACCCCCACGGGCCCCGCCGGCUCGGGAGGGCCCCUGAGCUGGCUGCUCUCCGACAAGGGCCCCUUCCACCACUCCCAGGAGUUUGUGGAUUUCACGGAACGGUACCAGCAGGGAUUCACCACCAAGUACAAGAUAUACAGGGAGUUUGGUCGCUGGAAGGUGAACAGUUUAGCCUUGGAGAGACAGGAGAAUAAUGGGCUCCCCCUACCUCUGGACCCCGAGUUCCUGCACACUAUCAGGCAGCUGGGCAGGAGACCCAGCCUUGGCUCCAUCACCGACGCCAUCAUCAGGAAGUACGGGACGCACUUCCUGCUCUCCGCCACCUUGGGAGGGGAAGAGUCGCUCAUGAUCUUCGUGGACAAGCGCAGGCUGAGCAAGACGGCGGAGGCGACUGAGGCCAACGGCACGGCGGUGACCCUGGAGGCCCUGCACCAGCUGGCCGCCUCCUACUUCAUCGACAGAGAGAGCACCCUGCGCAAGCUGCACCACAUCCAGAUCGCCUCCACCGCCAUCAAGGUUACUGAAACAAGGACGGGGCCUCUCGGAUGCAGUAACUAUGACAACCUCGACUCUGUCAGUUCCGUUCUGGUUCAGAGCCCUGAAAACAAGAUUCAUUUGCAAGGCCUGCAGGCCAUACUGCCAGAGCACCUGCGGGCACGCUUCGUGCAGGCUGCGCUCAGCUACAUCGGCUGCAACGAGGAGGGCCAGCUUGUGUGUCGGGAGAGGGACUGCUGGUGCGAGUGCAGUGCCGAGUACCCCAGGUGUAACUGCCCUGAGGUGGACCUCAGAGCCAUGGAAGCCGGCCUGCUGCACCUCAGAGACUCCUGGACCUUGGCCAACCAGGACUUUGAGGAGUCGGACGAGUUCCAGAACUUUGUCCGGAAGCUGCCCACCUUCUACGCCUUGAACACCUCUGCCAUCCAGUACUUGUGGAGGAUGGAGCCAGCCAUACACCAGCGCUACAAGCAGCUGGAGCUCAGCACCCAGCAGUUCCUGGGCAAAGCCCGGCGCAUCGUCAAGAAACUCUUUGUGCUCAGCAAGAGGUGUCGAACGCAGCCAAAAAUUAUUACGCUGAGGGAGAGGCCCUUCAGCUACUGGCUGGGCUACAUCCUCUCCAUCCUGUACUGCAGCGAGAACAGCCACCUGGGCUCCUACCUGGAGGAGACCCGCAGCUGUGCCUGCCCCUACGAGCACCCGUCCUGCCAGGGCCUCAUCCCCUGCGCGGUGGGCGAGGGCGCCGGCUGCGCCUCCUGCUCCUACGAGAACCGCUCGCGCUGCGCCGCCUGCAACCCGGGCUUCAUGCUGAGCCAGGGCCUGUGCCGCAACGAGGCGCCCGACUCCACGGACCACUACAUCGGCUUCGAGACGGACCUGCAGGACGCAGAGCUGCGCUACCUGCUGGGGCGCCGCGACAGCCGCAUCGGCGUGCACGGCAUCUUCGUCAGCAACGACGUGCGGCUCAACAGCUGGUUCGACCCGUCGUGGCGCAAGAGGAUGCUGCUGACGCUCAAGAGCAACAAGUACAAGUCCAACCACGUGCACAUGCUGCUGGGCAUGUCCCUGCAGGUGUGCCUCACCAAGAACAGCACCCUUGAGCCCCUGCUGUCCGUGUACAUCAAUCCCUUCGGCGGGAGCCACUCGGAGAGUUGGAUCAUGCCCAUCGACCAGAACAGCUACCCGGACUGGGAGAGGACUAGACUCGAGGGCCCGUUGGACUGCUACAACUGGACUUUAACGCUGGGGAACAAGUGGAAGACCUUUUUCGAGACGGUGCACUUUUACCUGAGGAGCCGGAUCAAGGCGCCGGCCGCCAGCGGGAACGGCUCCGUCUACUAUGAGCCCCUGGACUUCCUAGAGCCGGGAAGCAACUUUGGCUACAUGAAGAUCAACAGCAUCCAGGUGUACGGCUACAGCAUGCACUUUGACCCCGACGCCAUCCAGGACCUGAUCCUGCAGCUGGACUACCCGUACACUCAGGGAUCACAGGACUCGGCGCUGCUGCAGCUGGUGGAGAUCCGAGACCGGGUCAACAGACUGUCCCCGCCGGGGCCCCAGAUCCUGGACCUGUUCUCUUGCCUGCUAAGACAUCGGCUCAAGCUGUCCACCGCAGAUGUGAUGAGGAUCCAGGCAGCGCUGCAGACGUUCAGCGCAAAGCAGCCCAACACGAGGGAAUACGAAACAACCAAAUUAUGUAGUUAAAGACAGUUGGGUGUAAGGGAGACAUGGUUUGGGUUGCCAGUCGCACAGAUGGCUGUGCAGUUCUCAACGCAAUCCAACAAUAAUGCAAAGAGGGGACAUUUGGUGAUUUGAACUCAUUUCCGUUGCAAAAUCGCAGCAGUGCGAUUUGGGAUUGUUAUGUCAUGGCUCAUGAGAAUUUGUACAACCAUGUAGUGUUAAAGGAGGACUUCCACCACAUCCAGAUCACCUGUUUUUCUCUUCAUGAUAAAAUAAAAUAACUUGACAGUUACAAAGCUCGACCUUAUCAACUUUAUCGUCACUUACAAUGUUGCCUAUGUGCUCAAGUUUGUAGAAAAUGCACAACAUUUUUAACCAGUUACCAAUGUAAAAUAAAGCUUUUGCUGUUAAAUAUUAUCCAAGCAAUGUGUUAAAUUCCCUCUAUACAUAUUUUAAACCAGCAUGUUUAUAUCUUCAUUUUAUAUGUGUUUUUUUUCUUUUUUAAAUGAUCAUAUUCAUAAU